Molecule: messenger RNA, 1999 nt
Organism: Vitis vinifera (wine grape)
Lineage: Eukaryota; Viridiplantae; Streptophyta; Magnoliopsida; Vitales; Vitaceae
Exons: 15
Coding region: 186-1484 (432 amino acids)
Source: RefSeq, a predicted model, not a curated record
UAAAUACAGGGAGGCGUGGACUGGAAUUCAUGUACAAAUCUACGAAUGAAAGUUGUAGUUCCAUCGAAUCUCGGUUUCCAUUGAGAGUAAAUCCGCGAAAUCUAGUAACGAAAUUGGAUGAUUUGGAUUGAAAAUUGACUUGAAAGAACCCUAGAAUUAUCAGUAGAUCGCAGGGGGUGGCAUCAAUGGCUUCCACCGAGGGUCUGGUGCCGAUAACCAGGAAUUUUCUUGCUUCUUUCUACGACAAGUACCCUUUCCAGUCUCUCUCCGACGAUGUCUCUCGCCUUUCUUAUCAGAUUCGCUCUAUGGCCUCCGAUUUGCACAAUGACUCUCCUCUCACUCCAGGUGAAACUCUAUUGGUGAAAGAAGCAGACUGUCCACCUCCCCAUAAAAUUGAUGAGAACAUGUGGAAGAACCGAGAACAAAUUGAAGAAAUUCUUUUUUUACUAGAAAGAUCUCAUUGGCCACCAUUGCUUCAACGGCAGUCCACACCUGAAGACGCUGAACUUGGUCUUAUUCUUGGGCAUCUCAAAGAUAAAUUUCAAAACACUAUGAAGAUAUUGCAGGCUUUCCAAUCCAAAAAUUCUGAAAAUAUAUUCAACACAGUUAUGACCUACAUGCCUCAAGAUUUUCGGGGAACCCUGAUCAGACAACAAAGGGAGCGCUCAGAGAGGAAUAAGCAAGCUGAGGUUGAUGUGUUGGUUAAUUCUGGUGGAAGUAUACAAGAUCGAUAUGCUUUGCUGUGGAAUCAACAAAUGGAAAGGAGGAGACAGUUAGCUCAGCUUGGUUCUGCAACAGGUGUCUACAAGACCCUUGUUAAGUACUUGGUAGGAGUGCCACAGGUUUUACUAGAUUUUAUCCGACAACUAAAUGACGAUGAAGGGCCAAUGGAAGAGCAGCGACAACGUUAUGGACCACCUUUAUACAGCCUUACGACAUUGGUGCUUUCAAUACGACUUUUUCUUUUUCUAUCAUGGAGGCGGUUUGAGGCAAGAAAAUUAACAAAAGAGCAGUUAACUGUCUUGGGGCAAGCAGUGGAUGUCUACACCUCUGAGUUUGAAAGGUUCAUCAAAUUUAUUAGUGAGGUCUUUGCAAAUUCCCCCUUCUUCAUUUCUGCUGAAGAUGCUGGUCCAAUAGAAGCAAGGAAAAAUGAUGAAUACAAAGAAAUAAGCAUUCCUGCUGGAAAAACUCAUGAGGUUUCAUUGAUGGUGGAGUCAAUAAACUCAUAUAUUGCUUGGGAUUUCUCCUUGGCACAAGGCAAAAUGAAUGUGGAUAUUGGAUUUAGCAUGGAGUACACAAAUGCUUCCGGGGAUAAAACAUUGAUCUUACCUUACCGGCGUUAUGAGUCUGACCAAGGUAACUUCUGCACGUGUAUGGCUGGAAACUACAAACUGAUUUGGGACAAUUCCUAUUCAACUUUUUUUAAAAAGAACUUGGUGGUAUUCCUAGAUUGUCCAAGAAUUGCCGACCUGAUCAUCAUCUGAUUUACAAAUCCGAAAAGAUCGGAAACAGGAAGGAUUUUGAUACUAGAUGAAGAGUGUUGACUUCUUUUCUGGACACUUUAAGCUGCUGUGAGUGUAGUGGUCAUAUGCCAUUGACCGGUUGCUAGUGGGUUUGUUGGCUGACUGAAAUGGAUCUGCAUUUAUUUUACACUACCAACUUGAUUACCAUUUUAUCUUUUGGAAUAGGUCCUACGCUACAAGGUGGAUUGUAUACCUCCAGUGGUGGAGCCUGUGGCAGCUGCAACUGACGUGAAAGUAUGAGAGCAACCUCUUGGGUGCGCAGCAGGGAGCGAGGUGUCACAUCAAAUGUAUUAUUUUUAAUUUUAUUUUUCAUCCCAUAUCCAGAUUUGGUUAUUUCAGUUGGGAUCCCUUUAGAUGUAGCUUGAAAUGAUGCUUGUAUAUUAGAAUUGGGUGUUGAAUCGAGAAUCCAUUCUUGUUAUGAUACAAUGCAAGUGAAGAGAUAACAACUAAUAAUAAGCAACUUUCAAGUUUCAAGA